Molecule: messenger RNA, 708 nt
Organism: Ipomoea nil (Japanese morning glory)
Lineage: Eukaryota; Viridiplantae; Streptophyta; Magnoliopsida; Solanales; Convolvulaceae
Exons: 2
Coding region: 1-708 (235 amino acids)
Source: RefSeq, a predicted model, not a curated record
AUGGUCAACCCAGUAACCCUGGGACCAAAAUACCUACAGGACACCAUAACUAAAGUCAAACGCAUACAAGAGAAAAUGAAGGCCGCCCAGGACCGCAAAAAAUCCUACGCCGACCUGGGGAGGAAGCAGGCCGAAUUAUCCACAGGAGAGAAGGUCUGGCUAAAGAUCUCACCCACUCGAGGGGUGAUGAGGUUCGGAAAGAAGGGGAAACUUAGUCCCCGGUUCAUUGGUCCCUACGAAAUCUUUGAAAAAGUCGGAAACCUGGCCUACCGCCUCGCCCUACCCGCCGAGCUGGAAUGGGUGCACAACGUGUUCCACAUAUCACAGCUAAAGAAAUAUGUGCACGAUGCAAGUCACGUGGUACAACCCAAGGCGGUAAGCCUGGACGACACACUAACCUACGAAGAGAAAUCCGUAAGGAUCCUGGACACUAAGACAAGGACCAAUCGCCAACGAACCACAGAAAUGGUAAAGAUCCUCUGGUCCAAUCACGGAACCGAAGAGGCAACAUGGGAAUUUAAAGAAGCCAUGAGGGAACGCUACUCCGAACUUUUCACGCAAGUACCUGACGAAGCGGAAAGAGCAAUCGCGAAGAGAGAAAAGGAGGAGGUUAUAGGCGCGGAGGAGGAAGAGGCGGAAGAGGAGUAUACGACGACAGAGAAGACACAGAAAGUCGAGAAGACAAUGCCAACCGCCACAGUGGCGUAG